UUUGCCUUGCUCAUCCUCCGCUGGGGCAGCAUCUCCCGGGUGUAGCUACGUAUCCAGCGUCCCCUCCCCGCAGCGCCUUCCUCGGCCAGGGGAUCUAGGGGUCCUUCCUCCAGCCCCCCCAGUUCUGCAGCAGCCGCCCCCCCCCGACACACCAUGGCUAUCGAGAAAGAGAAAAAAACCUGCGGGCAAGUCAUGGCGGAGUGGCGAGAAGCCAUCUGGAAUCCGCGCACCCACCAAUUUAUGGGGCGCACCGGCAGCAGUUGGGCCUUGAUCCUGUUCUUCUACCUGGUGUUCUACGGUUUCCUCACGGCGCUUUUCACGCUCACCAUGUGGGUCAUGCUGCAGACGGUCGACCCCUACAUCCCCAAGUACCAGGACCGCCUCUCCGUGCCCGGGAUGAUGAUCCGCCCCAAGACAGACACCCUGGACGUGACUUUUAACGUCAGCAACACGGAGACCUGGGACCGUUACGUCAAGAUGCUGAACGACUUCCUGGAGCCCUACAACGACUCCAUCCAGGCGGCCACCAACGAUGCGUGUCGCCCGGGCCGCUACAACGAGCAGCCGGACAACGGGGUGCUGAAUUACCCCAAGCGGGCCUGCCAGUUCAACCGCACAGCGCUGGGCGCCUGUUCGGGCCUCAACGACCCCACCUACUACGGCUAUGCCGACGGCCGGCCUUGCAUCCUCAUCAAAAUGAACCGGGUCAUCAACUUCUUUGCAGGGGCCAAUCAGACCAUGAACGUCACCUGUGCCGCGAAGAAAGAGGAGGAUGCACAGAAGUUGGGGGAGAUGGUGAUGUACCCCCCAAAUGGUCACAUCGACCUCAUGUAUUUUCCCUACUACGGCAAGAAAGUCCAUGUGAACUACACCCAGCCCAUCGUGGCCGUCAAGUUCCUAACCCUGGAGGCCAACGUGGACCACUACGUGGAGUGUAAGAUCAACGCGGUGAACAUCGCCACCACCGACGAGCGGGACAAAUUCGCCGGCCGCGUGGCCUUCAAGAUCCGGGUCAACAGGGACUAAGCCCCGCUUCCCCCUCCCCCCACCUUUCCCGGGGCUCCGCCCCCAAAUGGGCAGGGCUUAAUGGAGGAGGAGGAGCCAGUUUUCAUCAGGGGAGGAGCCCCCAGCACAUUCUGGGCGGGGCUUGAUGGAGGAGGAGGGGCCUAUUUCAUCGGGGAGGGGGACCCCCCUGGGAUUUGAUUUUAUUUUUUUUGCGGGAGCGGGGGGGUGUUUGCUCUUGAAAUCGUCCUGCUGAGAAUCCUAGGAUGACUAACCUGGCUCUUUGGCCAUUUUAGUGACCUUCCCUGUCCCCCUCACACCCCAAUUCUGCCCCCCCACCCCAAAACAUAGUGAUUACACUGAAGGGUCUGGUACCACCCUACACCCCUCCCCUCAAUCUUUUGGAAUGCUACGUCUCUUUGAUCUCUUCUAAUGCCCCUUCCCCCCCUUUUUUUGGGGGGGGCAGCUCAGAACCUGUGACCCCCCCCUUUCUCCUGCCCCUUGAAAUCCCAUUGAGAUGUUUCCUAAUAUAAUAAUAAAUGUAUAUAGAUAUUUUUUAUAUAUAUAUAUAUAUUAAAAAUUAAGGUACGGCUGAGACCUCUAUUUUUCCCCCCCCCAUGCACCCCUCCCCGCACACUUCUCCCCGCUCCCCGUUUUCCAUCCUCCACCCCACACCCCUACAAUAGAUGUUGAAAUUUGGUGCGUUUGUCUUGAGCUGGCGGCCAUUUUGUUUCCCUGAGCUAGUAGGUGGCAGGGUUGAGUGGAGGGAUGUAGGCCGGGAAAUUGGAAUGACCCCACUUCCGCGGCCAACCGUACGGCCGCCGUUGUCCCCGUAGGUUAGAAAACAAAAUGGCUGAACAGCGGUUGCCGUAUUGUGGGAUAGCAGCCAUUGUCCGUGUCGGUUGGGAAUCAAAAUGGCUGCCAUUCCGCAGCCAAUGACAUGGCUGCCCUCAUCCAUGUAGACCGGGAAUCAAAAUGGCCACCAUUCCGCAGCCAAUGACAUGGCUGCCCUCAUCCGUGUAGACCGGGAAUCAAAAUGGCCACCAUUCCGCAGCGGAUAACAUGGCUGCCCUCAUCCGUGUAGACCGGGAAUCAAAAUGGCCACCAUUCCGCAGCCAACGACGUGGUUGCCCUUGUCCGUGUAUGCCGGGAAUCAAAAUGGCCACCAUUCCGCAGCCAAUGACAUGGCUGCCCUCAUCCGUGUAGACCGGGAAUCAAAAUGGCCACCAUUCCGCAGCAAAUAACAUGGCUGCCCUUGUCCGUGUAUGCCGGGAAUCAAAAUGGCCACCAUUCUGCAGCCAACGACGUGGUUGCCCUUGUCCUCGUGUAAGCCGGGAAUCAAAAUGGCCACCAUUCCGUAGCCAACGACAUGGCUGCCCUUGUCCAUAUAGGCUGCGAAUCAAAAUGGCUGGACAACAGCUGCGGAAUGUCCACCAUUUUGACCCCCUGCCCUGCAAAAGAGACACGGCGGCCAUUGUCGGGGUAGGCCUGGAAUCAAAAUGGCAGCCGUCGGCUGUGGAAAUGUGGCCAUUUUGUUUCUUAGCCUCUGCGGCAAAAAGUCUGGCCAAAGUCUGUGGGCCAGGAAAGGAAAAUGGCUGCCAUUUUCAGCCGACGUUUGGCUCUGUCUGUGGAAACACAAAAUGGCUGCUGUAGUCAAAGGCUUGACAUAGCCUCUGAGGAACGGUCGCCAUUUUUAAUCUUGGUAUUCAUGGCCAAAAGCUUGGCUGUGUAAUGGCGGCCAUCUUGGAUUCCUGGCCUCCUUGGCUAAUGGCUGCCAUGUUGGGCGGUGCAAUGGUGGCCAUCUUGGAUUCCUGGCCAACAGAACUGAGGCCGCCAUAUUGGGCUGUAACCUUUCCAGCACCUCCUUCUAAGUCGUACCCCUGCUUCCUACCAAUGUGACCCCUUUCCUCAUCUUAGGGUCUGUCUUCCUCUUUUAAUGUACAGUUAUUUUUAAUCUGUCUUUUCGCUUAAUGCGGCAUCUGCACUGAGACAAGACUUGCCCCUCCCCCCCAGCAUCCUGGGAAAUUCCUUGCACCCCCUUAACUCUGCCCUUGAAACAGCUGACGCAAACGUUGCCUGUAUUAGACUCCUGCCUGGUCUCUAGUCUUCUCUGCUGUUGUCUGUAAACCACAAGAGAAACAAUUCCCUUUUAUUUGGAACUGGAAGUAAUUUUUAAAAAAUAAUUAAAUCCCCCUCCCCCCCAUUUUCCUAAUGCUGCAUCCUUGAGAUCACUGUAUGAAUGAAAUAACAACUCCUGUGCUUUUUAACUUUUUAUUAUUAUUAUUAUUAUUAUUCUGGUUCGUUUUUAUUUGCAGAAUUAUUUAAUUGCCUGUAUCGGAUCCACUGUAAAAGAUGAGAAGAAAUAAACAAAAAACCCACCCUUAAAAA
Molecule: messenger RNA, 3390 nt
Organism: Gopherus flavomarginatus (Mexican gopher tortoise)
Lineage: Eukaryota; Metazoa; Chordata; Testudines; Testudinidae
Gene: ATP1B2
Product: ATPase Na+/K+ transporting subunit beta 2
Exons: 7
Coding region: 154-1026 (290 amino acids)
Biological process (GO): sodium ion export across plasma membrane; potassium ion import across plasma membrane; intracellular sodium ion homeostasis
Cellular component (GO): sodium:potassium-exchanging ATPase complex
Molecular function (GO): ATPase activator activity
Source: RefSeq, a predicted model, not a curated record